UACUGGGCCCCGGCUGUGGCCGGCGUGGCUCGUGGGCGGCGGCAUGGACAACCUCUUCGUGGAGGAGGUGGCCGCCUCGCUGGUCAGGGAGUUCCUCAGCAGGAAGGGCUUAAAGAAGACAUGUGUGACCAUGGACCAGGAACGCCCACGCUCUGAUCUCAGCAUAAACAGCAGAAACGAUCUCCGUAAAGUUUUGCAUCUCGAAUUUCUCUACAGGGAGAACAAGGCAAAGGAAAAUCCUCUAAAAACAAAUCUUGAACUCAUUACCAGAUACUUUUUGGAUUACAUUGGAAAUAUGGAUAACAAUUUAACUCAAGAAACCUCAAUCCCUGCCCUCUCAGUUCCAAAGAAAAAUAACAGAUUUCCAUUGAGAUGCUCAGAGACAAAGCUGGUAGAUAUAUAUGACCUUUCAGAUGAAGAUGCAGGAUGGAGAAUAUUGCUGUCAGAAGCAAGCAAAGCCAGACAUGACAAUCUUGAUGGGGACAUGCUUGAUAAUUUUGUAUCGUCUAAAAGGCCUCUGCACAAAAGCAAGCCCUUGCCUACCAGCCCUAGUGAAAGCCCAGCUUUGGCAUCCAUGUGGGAGAAGAUGGAUCAGCUUCCCUUGUCGGAGCCUUCCAUGGAUGGAAAGAAGCCAGUGGACAAGACCAGGCCAAAGUCCGGCCUGAUUGUCCGUGGCAUGAUGGCUGGACCCACCGCCAGCUCUCCACAGGACUCUUUCUGCAAACGCUCUCUGAGGUGGUCCCCGGCCUCAAACAGCAAGACCCAAACCCCACAGGAGGAAAGGCCGAAGGUACCUGAGCUCUUGACCCGUGCCCCAGCCUGUCCAGGCCCACAGGAAGUCCUGGCUUCCAGCAGCAGGUCCAUCUCCAGGAGCUCCAUGAGCCAGGGGGGUGAACCAACUAUGGAGAAGCGGAAAACCUCUCCCAGCAGCCGAGGGCAGCCCCAGUGGGACAGGCCCAGACCUAGGGGUCUUUCAGAGGACAGCCCAGCAGGGGAUGGCCCCACAGAGGACAUCAGGAAGUUGUACUUGCCUGGUGGGAAUUCCAGGACCACACAGGAACGACUGGAAAGAGCCUUCAAGCGGCAGGGCAGCCAGCCCCUGUCUCUCAGCUCCCCUUGA
Messenger RNA from Castor canadensis (American beaver), 1120 nucleotides. The record is from RefSeq and is a predicted model, not a curated record. Lineage: Eukaryota; Metazoa; Chordata; Mammalia; Rodentia; Castoridae.